UUUGCGAGCAAGUUAUGGGACAUAGUGAGCUGUAAACUGACGGCGCCGAGACCCUGCGGAACCAAAGUGACCUGCCAGGCAACCGAGAACGAGUGACGACGACGUGCUAACGAGUUAGCCGGAUAGCUACCGCUAUCUGGUGUGUGCGCGGUGGAGGCGAUUUAUAUAUGAUAUAGAGUAAUAUUCCAGAAUAUAUUGCAUUUUAUUUUAGGUUAGCCACCCAGGUAAUUUAAUAAUGCCCAGCAAAAAGAAGAAAUACAACGCCAGAUUCCCUCCGGCAAGGAUUAAGAAGAUUAUGCAGACAGAUGAAGAAAUAGGCAAAGUGGCUGCAGCAGUACCUGUUAUUAUUUCGAGAGCCCUGGAGCUUUUCUUGGAAUCAUUGCUUACAAAGGCUUGUCAAGUCACCCAGUCUAGGAACGCAAAGACAAUGACGACGUCACAUUUAAAGCAGUGUAUCGAGCUGGAGCAACAGUUUGAUUUCUUAAAAGACCUGGUGGCAACGGUGCCAGACAUGCAGGGCGAGGGAGAGGAGAACCACACCGAGGGGGGAGGAGAAAAAGUCCCACGCAGGGGUCGAAAACCAGGGUCUGGCCGCAAGAAUGGUGGAGCUGGUUCUAAAGGCAAAGACAAGAAGCUGUCCGGCACAGAGUCGGAACAAGAGGACGACACGGAGGACAGCGAGACAGACGGUGACGAGGAGGACGGCUCUCAGUCAAGCACAAAUCAGCAGGCCGCAUCCAGGUUUCACAGCCCUAACCCACCCCCCCACUACAUGCAGAUGGGCAACAUGGGCAGCAUGACCCCAGCACAGCCCCAGAGCGGCAUGGCCUUCGUCCCCCACCCCUCCAUGAUGAGCGACGCACCGCCUCCCCCACCGCCCGCGACGCACAAAACCGAGGACGACGACGAUGAAGACUAUGACUCUUAGCUCCCCUCUGCCGUCUACCCCGCCCCCCCCUUACCCCCUCACACGCACGCACACACACAAACACACACACGGUCUCUCUUUCAACGUUCUUUUUCGAUUUCUUAAGUUGCUCUCACGGCGGCCGCUCUCAGCAAAGGAGGGAAGGACUCUUCAUCGCAGCCCGUUGACAGAAAAGCGCUCGACAGCUGGCUGUGAGAGACGCCGCCACCGGGGAGACAGGAAGCUGGUUGUAAAUUAUGUGUUUUAAUUUUCAGUUUUUUUUAAGAGGAAAAAAAAAAAAGGUUUUAUUUUAUUGCAGAGGAGAAUCCAACCAGGAUGUUUUUUAACAAGUAAGUUGUUCAGUUUUUGACUAUUAAAAAUGGCAGUCGUCACUGUUUUUCUUUUUUUCCCCUUUUUUUUUUGUCUUCCCACGAGCCCCCCCCCCCACACACCCCCAGCUCCCCAACCCCUCCCGCAGACAGGAUAGGUGCGGUUUGUGUCGCCUCGUAGCGUUUUUUCUUUUGGCACUUUCCUUUCUUCUUCAAUCAUCAGUGAUACACAUGAAAUCAACAUAUCACUCAAACCCUCAGGUUGGCUUAAAAAAAAAAAAUUCAAUAAGUUAAAGCCUUUGAUGCUCAUACAAAGACUGCGACUUUAGAUUUGUUCAGGGUAACAGUGUGUCAAGUAUUCGGAAGGCGAUCAGCACCCGUCUGAGGUAACAGAGGUCGUCGUCUCACCCACGAAGCUGUUAUGUUACUAUGUUAUCGAUUGGCUCUGAAACUCAGCGGUUAAAGAUACGAGCCCCACUUCCCGGCUUUGUCACAACUCGCUAGUCAGUCCAAUUGUCAGGCUGUAACAUAAACAAGGAAGCAGGUGUAUUUUUACUAUAGGUUAGCUUACCGCAGCUUUUUUCCCCUCCAAUUUCUUUCUAUUUUUAAUUCACGUUUUUAUCAAGAGAACUGUAAAACUCCAUCACCGCUGCCCUGAAGUCAACCAUAUCAACAGGUUAAAGAUUCCCAUUCUGUUUUGUUGUUUUUGACGCUGUCUUUGCUCUGACGGUCACACCUGGUAUAUAAUUCUUUAUGAUCAUGAACAUGAAAUCCCCCCCACCCCCCUCUCAAUGUCAAUCAUAAGUAUACUGUGACACUUGGACCAUAACUUUGUUUUUAAAGUUGUUUGUCUCCUCUGUCCUCUUUCAUUUCUAUUCUGGCCACCCCCUCCCAAUUAUGAGUAACUCUCUUCUUUUACGUUCAACAUUUCCCCCCCCUACCCCCCAUUUCCCACCUCUUUUAGAUUGUUUUAAAUAUAUCCAUUGAAAGCAGAGAUGGGGCUCCCAUUUAUGUGUCAGUCUCAGUAUGUAAUGUUGACACUGUAUUGUAAACUUUUAACAUUCUUUUUAUUUUGUAUGGGUGAAAUAAAGUUCACAUUUCAAUUAAAAAAAAAAAAAGAAAAA
This is a messenger RNA of Scomber scombrus (Atlantic mackerel), 2360 nucleotides long. It is a transcript of the gene drap1, whose product is annotated as DR1-associated protein 1 (negative cofactor 2 alpha). Gene Ontology annotation, molecular function: protein heterodimerization activity; RNA polymerase II general transcription initiation factor activity; transcription corepressor activity. Gene Ontology annotation, biological process: negative regulation of transcription by RNA polymerase II; positive regulation of transcription by RNA polymerase II; transcription by RNA polymerase II. Gene Ontology annotation, cellular component: nucleus; negative cofactor 2 complex. Bases 236 to 928 code for a protein of 230 amino acids. NCBI's taxonomy places the organism in Eukaryota, Metazoa, Chordata, Actinopteri, Scombriformes, Scombridae. The record is from RefSeq and is a predicted model, not a curated record. The transcript has 7 exons.